AUGUUUUACAAACACCACCUGAUGUUCAUUAUUUUAGUGAUGCUUCUUGUGUGUAUUAUCUCUUUUUCAUGGAGGAGGACAGACCUUAUUCUCAGCAUCAUCAGCUGCAAGACAACAGGUAUUAUCCAGGAAAAGCUGACAGAGAAAGAUGCUAGCUUGUCCAUUUCCACACAAAAAGAUGAGAAAGAACUGCUUAUCCUGAUUUGGGUCUGGCCUUUUAGGGAACACUUCCCGUUAGAUGCAUGUCAAAGACUUUACAACAUCACUGGAUGCACAUUGACAGCAAAUCAGAGUCUUUAUGAUACUGCUGAUGCUCUGGUUAUACAUCACGUAGAUAUAAUGUAUAACAGUCAGGCCUUGCCUCAAAAACCAAGACCACACUUUCAACGUUGGGUUUGGUUCAACAGGGAACCUCCAUUGAUCAUUAAAAACCUGCAUUUUCUGGACAAUCUCUUUAACAUGACAAUGACUUUCCGUCAAGAUUCUGAUAUUUACAGGCACUACGGACGCAUUGAAGCUGUCAGGAAACCACAAAAUUUAAUUAUUCCCCCAAAGUCCAAGAUGUUAUCUUGGGUUGUAAGUAAUUGGAGCCCUGGUAUGCGGCGUAAUGAUUAUUAUGAGAUGCUGAAAAAGCACAUUUCUAUAGAUAUUUAUGGACAACAACACAAGAAAUUGAGCCUUGGAGAUUUCCACAAAGUCAUCUCACAGUACAAAUUUUACUUGGCUUUUGAGAAUUCAGUUUAUAAGGAUUACAUUACUGAGAAACUUUGGUCAAAUGCAUUUGAGUCUUGGGCUGUGCCUAUUGUUUUAGGGACAUCUCGCAAGAAUUAUGAACGUUUUAUCCCCAGUGAUGCAUUUAUUCAUGUUGAUGACUUCUCCAGCCCAAAGGAACUGGCUGAUUUCCUAUUAGAGUUGGACAAAGAUGAUGAAAGAUAUAGGAAAUACUUUAAUUGGAGGUCUCAUUACAAAGUGAGGAGAGAGACUGGGUGGGCUUAUCAUUAUUGCAUAGCUUGCCGUGCUUUAAGACAGGCUCCAGAUUACCAAGUUAUUCCUAGUAUUGCUAAAUGGUUUCUAGAGGAUGCUGUUUUCUAG
Molecule: messenger RNA, 1092 nt
Organism: Bombina bombina (fire-bellied toad)
Lineage: Eukaryota; Metazoa; Chordata; Amphibia; Anura; Bombinatoridae
Product: 4-galactosyl-N-acetylglucosaminide 3-alpha-L-fucosyltransferase FUT5-like
Exons: 1
Coding region: 1-1092 (363 amino acids)
Cellular component (GO): membrane
Molecular function (GO): alpha-(1->3)-fucosyltransferase activity
Source: RefSeq, a predicted model, not a curated record